Messenger RNA from Volvox carteri f. nagariensis, 1390 nucleotides. RefSeq lists its product as uncharacterized. The record is from RefSeq and is a predicted model, not a curated record. The transcript is spliced from 4 exons. The coding region runs from base 1 to 1290 and encodes 429 amino acids. Lineage: Eukaryota; Viridiplantae; Chlorophyta; Chlorophyceae; Chlamydomonadales; Volvocaceae.
AUGGAUUCGCCGGACGCCAAGCGGCAACGCGUGGACUCUACUACAUCAUACAAUCUGCGAUGCCGCACCCUGGUCACCACCAGUAGUAUCGACCCACCUGACGCCAAGCAUCAGAAGCUGGACACGGCUGCGUCACAGAGCAGCACGUCGACGGUCAGCCCCCCCAUCGUUGCCACGGAUUCAAGGAGCGUCACCUUUCAUGUGACGUUUACAGCCGGCCCCACGGAAACCAAUGAGGACCGGCUGUUUGCCGGUGCACAGAGCCGCUACGGCAGCUUCGUCGCGGGUGUAAAUACUGCCGGCCAGGGGAUCGUAAUCAUGCAGAUCGACAAUGUUAUCCUCGGCAGCCUGGAAGCCAGCCACGCGUUCGGCCGCCGCAUCACGUUCGCUAACGUGGAUUCAGCUUCCCUGCCGCCUUACAUCACUUCUCGGUUCGCUGGGGUCACUGUGGGGCAGUUUAAAGUCUCCUCGGCAACACGAAUAUCCGUGGAGCCCUCCUCCGCUGUCCUGUUACUCUACAGCACCAGGCUUCGGUUCCCUGCAUACGACAUCGACAGUGACAAGGCCAGCCCCGAAGACAAGCACGCCUCAGAUGGCAGCACCCUCCUGCUCAUCCCGCACGGUGGGAUGUUCCGGGGCGGGCCGUUCCGCAAGUUCAAGGUGUGGGUCGCGUGCGGCAAUGGUGGACACGUGGAGCUCACCGUCAGGCAGUCCACUCCUGAUGACUUCAUCGCCCAGCUACAAGCAGCGGCUGACAGCAGUACGCCCCUUUAUGUCUAUAGUGCCAGGAUCAGCCCCUCCUCUAACAAAGCUUAUAUGAAUAGCGUCUUCCUCAGCAGCUCGCUCGUAGCGGCAGCGAGUGCCCCCGGCAAACACCCUCCCAAGCGAGUGCAGACCUUCCAGGCCGCUGUUCAGCGGACUACCGCAGCCACCGUACCCACCGACACAAAUGAUAUGGUAUUGGCUUGGGAGCAGUGUAGCCGCAGUGCUCUCGUUUUGCUAUCGGACGGUCCACACACCUCGGCCACCCUGUCACCCAACCCCACUUCUGUCACGGUGGUCGGAUCGCUACCGGUCCUCCCGCUCGUCCUCACGGUCGGCAGCCGCAGUUAUCUGGUGUGCACCGACAACAUCGCCGUCAUGCAACAGUUACCGAACUACGAUGACUUCUUCGGCAGCUUUGCAGACGAUAAUGAUUGUAUGGCCUAUGCUGCUUACGACUCCUUCACCGUUACCGCAAAUAGCUGUUCCAAGCCAACAGCGGCGUCCAUGUCACCGACAAGGCUCUAAACGUCUUAUCUGUUCUUAUGUUUAAUUAAGUUUAUGUAUGUUAUACUUUGCGCAACUUUGUAAUUUGACUUUGCUCUGAACAAGGUGCUGUAUACGUUGC